AUUUCCGAUAGUGUUGACCCCAAAAGUCUCAUCUGACUCAACAGCUUUUGACAAAGAAUCUUGCGUUAUCGGUUUCUUAACACCAGGUUGUAUCGUCACCAAUAGUGUUCUCACAGCAGCCACGAGAACAUCCAUCUCUUCUACUGAGGCGCAGUCCACAUAAGCAGAAGUCACUUUUCAAGCGGAGGAAGCGAUGGUGUCCAAUUCUUCCAAUUCAUCCAGCUUCUCUCUUCCCAUAAACGCUUCGGCCCAGGUGGGCAUCGCCAUCCUGACCUUGGCCUUCGCGCUGGGCUUCCCGGGAAACCUUUUCGUGGUGUGGUCGGUGGUCUGUCGCGUUCGCAAGCGCUCGGUGACGUGCCUGCUGGUGCUCAACCUGGCGGUGGCCGAUGCUUUCGUUCUACUCACUGCGCCCGUUUUCCUCCGUUACCUCGCCGGCGGGCGGGGAUGGGAGUUCGGCUCGGCGGGCUGCAAGCUGGUUCACUACCUGUGCAACGUCAACAUGUACGUGUCCAUCUACCUCAUCUGCAUGAUGAGCAUGGAUCGGUGGCUGGCCGUUUCCAGGCCGUUUUUAUCCCAGAGGAUGCGGACUAAACGCUCGCUCAUGAUUCUCUUACUUGGAGUCUGGGUCUUGGCGUUCCUGCUGUCCAUACCCAUGCCUUUCUACCGCAGCAAUCUGAGAGUAUAUCCCAACAUCCCGCUGGCAUUUUGUAUCCCGUACCACUGGCGGAGCGUAGGCCACAAAGUCUUCCAGUACACCUUCGAGACCAUCAUGGGCUGCCUGGUGCCCUUCUCUCUCAUCAACACUUGCUACUCGUCCGUCAUCUGCCGUCUGCAAAGCGCCAUGUUCCAGCGUCGGGGCAAAGGCAGCAGACUGAUCUUCAUGAUCAUCUGCACCUUCGCCGUAUUCUGGCUACCGUAUCACAUCGUCAACGUUAUCGAGAUAAUUGGCCUCUUGCAGGACAGCAAGACCAUAAUGGAUGCCGCUGGCCGGGCCCGUCCUAACGUCACAGCCUUCGCCUACUUCAGCAGCGCCGUCAACCCGAUUCUCUACGUCUUCGCUGGCAGCGCCCACAUCCGCCAAGCCGGCCUCAACUUCAUGGGCAAGCUCUUUGAAGCCACCUAUUCGGAGAGCAGGAGCUCAACCUUUACCCGCAGCGGACGUACCACCAGUUCAUCGCGAGAGGACACCUCAGUUCUGCAGACGCUGUCCGUCAAACUCAAGAAGCCUUUCAGAAGCAGGCACGGAGAUGGCGCCAAUGGGAGAGAGACGGAAGAGCCCGAACUUAAGACUCUGGCAAGUGUUGAUCCGUUAGAAUAGCAAGUUAAGGAUGCAAGAAAAUGAUUGUUGUAAUUUUCUAUACUUUCAUUAGCCUCCCACCCUCCCAAACGAAUGAUACGUCAACUAGUGAUAAAAAGGGGUGUGACAAAAUAUCGAAAUGGUGAUAUAUCGUGAUACUUUGUAUCCCAAAAUGUUAUCGAUAUGCUCCUGCCAAGAAUCGAGAUAUCGUUUUAAAAAGGUAUCAAGGGCUAUUUGCAGGCCAUGACAUUGACUGGAUGAGUCUUUCUCCACCAGUUUUAGCUCUGUGGCAUGAUGCAUUGUCAUCUUAGAAAAUGACAAACAUAUUUUCAACUGAAGGGAUAAGAAAGCUGUCUAAAAUUUCAAUGUAAACUUGUGCAUUUUUUGAAGAUUUAACCACAGCCAUCUCCCCAGUGCCUUUGCCUGACAUGCAGCCCCAUAUCA
Molecule: messenger RNA, 1741 nt
Organism: Corythoichthys intestinalis (scribbled pipefish)
Lineage: Eukaryota; Metazoa; Chordata; Actinopteri; Syngnathiformes; Syngnathidae
Gene: ltb4r
Product: leukotriene B4 receptor
Exons: 4
Coding region: 194-1318 (374 amino acids)
Biological process (GO): positive regulation of cytosolic calcium ion concentration; inflammatory response; phospholipase C-activating G protein-coupled receptor signaling pathway
Cellular component (GO): plasma membrane
Molecular function (GO): complement component C5a receptor activity; leukotriene receptor activity
Source: RefSeq, a predicted model, not a curated record